Messenger RNA from Olea europaea var. sylvestris, 1030 nucleotides. RefSeq names its product thylakoid lumenal 17.4 kDa protein, chloroplastic-like. The record is from RefSeq and is a predicted model, not a curated record. The transcript has 4 exons. Bases 110 to 823 code for a protein of 237 amino acids. NCBI's taxonomy places the organism in Eukaryota, Viridiplantae, Streptophyta, Magnoliopsida, Lamiales, Oleaceae.
GGAACAGAAGAAUUUCGAGGUCCAACCACCUCCUGACACAUGGCAAUUGGAUAGGCAGCAAUGCAGAUAAGCCAUCGACUGACGAAUUUCAAACGAAUAGACAGGAAAAAUGGCAACCAUCUCUAUUCCUCUAUUGCAAAAAGCCAUCUCCGGCCGGCAACUUCCGGCCAAAUGUGGUCGUCCCACUCCUCAAGAGCUCCACUUGCCCUUCAAAAUCAGGUGUUACUCGACGAGGGAUGGUUUCAUAUCUGUAGAUAGUUUUUCUCAAUUUAAGGAGCUGAGGAGUGUAGCUUGUGGCGUUCUUGCUGUUUGGGCUGUCACUGCUGCCUCGCCUGUGAUCGCAGCUAAUCAGAGGUUGCCUCCUUUGUCGACAGAGCCAAAUAGAUGUGAACGUGCAUUUGUGGGCAAUACAAUAGGUCAAGCAAAUGGAGUCUAUGACAAACCACUCGAUCUUCGUUUCUGCGAUUACUCUAACGAGAAAUCCAACCUUAAGGGGAAGUCUCUCGCUGCAGCGCUCAUGUCGGAUGCAAAGUUUGAUGGGGCAGACAUGACUGAGGUGGUGAUGUCAAAGGCAUAUGCUGUUGGAGCCAGUUUUAAGGGCACAGACUUCUCAAAUGCGGUUGUGGAUCGAGUGAAUUUUGGGAACGCAAACCUCCAGGGAGCCGUGUUUAAAAACACUGUGCUAUCUGGAUCCACGUUUGUGGAAGCUCAACUCCAAGAUGUAGACUUUGAGGACACCAUCAUUGGUUACAUUGAUCUUCAGAAACUUUGUACAAAUAAGACUAUCAACGAUGAAGGAAGAGUUAACUUGGGAUGCCGAUAAUCUUUUCGCAAUUGCUUGGUAUUUGUUUCUUUUUCUCAUAUAGUAUACCAUAAUAUAUAAAGUGAGUUGUAUUUGCUGAAGAUAGUUGUACUAAUCCGUUUUCCUUAAACUUUCAAAAUAUAUUCUGAUUUAUACAGCCAUAAUGAAUUGUAUUCACUUUGUAUACUGCAUGACACUCCACAUAGAAUUCUUAUAAUUUUCAGUUUA